ACCAGACCACAUUUUUUAAGUAAAUAUUUUUGGCAUUUCCUUGUCAAUUGCUACUCCUCCUACGUCUAAAUACAAAUUAAUUUGACCAAAAAAAAAAGAAAGGAAAAAAAAAUACGUUCAUAGCAAGCCACUACUUACAUUUCCUUCGUCCAUAAGAAUCGAACUUCUCUCCUGUUAUCUUCCUCCCCGAACGCUCGUCAGAUUUUAGGAACACAAAAGAAGCAGAGCUGGGAAAGGAAGUGAGAGAUGGGGAACUGCAUUGAGCUGCAGAAGCCAAUCUUAUGGGUAGACGACGACUACGAUGACGCCGACGACAUGGAGGCGGCGGCCGAAAGCCCUGCAUAUCGCCGUGCAACAAAACCCAAGGCCGCGGAAGUAAUACCCACGUCGGCGGCCGGUUGCAAAGAAAGGGCGACGGCGGUGGCUUCCACUGAGAUCAAGAUCAAGAUGAGCAAGAAGCAACUGCAAGAGCUUCUACGUCAAGUGGAGGAGCAGGGUUUGCCGCUGCAGAAACUCAUGGCGGAUCUCCUGGUAGUGCAGGAGAUUUGCCUCGAAAACAGAGACGUCACUAAGGAUGCGCAUUGGAGACCCAAUCUGCAGAGCAUACCAGAGUAAUUGAACAGAUGUAGAUUCUUUGGACAAGAUUGAUCAUGGUGGGAGAAAACCUUGCUUUCAUAUUGACUAUACCAUUGAUUGAUUGAUCCUAAUAUUCCCAUCUCUCCCCUGAGAGAGGGCUACUCUGUAUAGGUUAGGGGAUUACUGAUUAGAUGGUAUCAGAUGAUGCUGUUAAGCAAGGAGAAAUGGGCCUAUUCGGAUAAAUCUUUCUUCCUCUGCCUUUCAACUCCUUCCCAGAUCUAACUGUAAACCUUCCUGUACGUGUACACUUGUAGAAUUUUUUUCUUCUUUUCAGGAGAUCGAAUUUGGUAUUCUGGUUUAUAUAUCUUGGCAAGUUUGUGUGAAAUAAAUGACU
Zingiber officinale is the source of this 970-nucleotide messenger RNA. RefSeq lists its product as uncharacterized. The transcript has a single exon. Bases 247 to 615 code for a protein of 122 amino acids. NCBI's taxonomy places the organism in Eukaryota, Viridiplantae, Streptophyta, Magnoliopsida, Zingiberales, Zingiberaceae. The record is from RefSeq and is a predicted model, not a curated record.